GUUUCCGCUUCCGCUCUUCCCUGGUCCAGUCCACCCUGGCGGGGUCGCAGGGUCGGGAUGGCGGCUGGAGGCGAUCAUGGUUCGCCCGACAGCUAUCGCUCACCUCUUGCCUCCCGCUAUGCCAGCCCAGAGAUGUGCUUCGUGUUUAGCGACAGGUAUAAAUUCCGGACAUGGCGGCAGCUGUGGCUGUGGCUGGCGGAGGCCGAGCAGACAUUGGGUUUGCCUAUCACAGAUGAACAAAUCCAGGAGAUGAAAUCAAACCUGGACAACAUCGACUUCAAGAUGGCAGCUGAGGAAGAGAAACAUUUACGACAUGAUGUGAUGGCUCACGUGCACACAUUUGGCCACUGCUGUCCAAAAGCUGCAGGCAUUAUUCACCUUGGUGCCACUUCUUGCUAUGUUGGAGACAAUACUGACUUGAUUAUUCUUAGAAAUGCACUUGACCUGCUUUUGCCAAAGCUUGCCAGAGUGAUCUCUCGGCUUGCCGACUUUGCUAAGGAACGAGCCAGUCUACCCACAUUAGGUUUCACACAUUUCCAGCCUGCACAGCUGACCACAGUUGGGAAACGUUGCUGUCUUUGGAUUCAGGAUCUUUGCAUGGAUCUCCAGAACUUGAAGCGUGUCCGAGAUGACCUGCGCUUCCGGGGAGUAAAGGGCACCACUGGCACUCAGGCCAGUUUCCUGCAGCUCUUUGAGGGAGAUGACCAUAAGGUAGAGCAGCUUGACAAGAUGGUGACAGAAAAGGCAGGAUUUAAGAGAGCUUUCAUCAUCACAGGGCAGACAUAUACACGAAAAGUGGAUAUUGAAGUACUGUCUGUGCUGGCUAGCUUGGGGGCAUCAGUGCACAAGAUUUGCACCGACAUACGCCUCCUGGCAAACCUCAAGGAGAUGGAGGAACCCUUUGAAAAACAGCAAAUUGGCUCAAGUGCGAUGCCAUAUAAGCGGAAUCCCAUGCGUUCAGAACGUUGUUGCAGUCUUGCCCGCCACCUGAUGACCCUUGUCAUGGACCCGCUACAGACAGCAUCUGUCCAGUGGUUUGAGCGCACACUGGAUGAUAGUGCCAACCGACGGAUCUGUUUGGCCGAGGCAUUUCUUACCGCAGAUACUCUAUUGAAUACGCUGCAGAACAUUUCUGAAGGAUUGGUUGUGUACCCCAAAGUAAUUGAACGGCGCAUUCGGCAAGAGCUGCCUUUCAUGGCCACAGAGAACAUCAUCAUGGCCAUGGUCAAAGCUGGAGGUAGCCGCCAGGAUUGCCAUGAGAAAAUCAGAGUGCUUUCUCAGCAGGCAGCUUCUAUGGUUAAGCAGGAAGGGGGUGACAAUGACCUCAUAGAGCGUAUCCAGGCUGAUGCCUACUUCAGUCCCAUUCACUCCCAGUUGGAUCGUUUACUGGAUCCUUGUUCUUUCACUGGUCGUGCCUCCCAGCAGGUGCAGAGAUUCUUAGAAGAGGAGGUGUAUCCCCUUUUAAAACCAUAUGAAAGCGUGAUGAAGUGUAAGCAAGUACCAUUGGACAAGAACAUUGUCUGUGUCAUUCCUUGUUGUAUUUCCAAUAGCAAGAGCACAUCAGAUACUUGGCAACUAGGCAGUCUUCCAGCUUCUGCCACUGCGCCCGACUUCCUUGUUGCAUGGAUUUAUAGCUGAUUGAAGCAACUGUAGCCAAAGAUUGAGUUAAUUACCUACCUGCCAGGAGAGCAUUAGUGUUAUUUAGCCCAUUCUCAUCCUACAUAUUUUUCAGCAUAGAUGAAGAUGAAAGCUUUUGUUUAUCAGAUUUGCAGAUGACACAAAACUGGGAGAAUUAACAAGUAUGUUUAUUUGGUAAAAUAAGUUUUCAUCUCUAACCUAAAUAGGCUGAAAUGAUAUGCCCUAAACUAAGAGGAAAAAGUUAAUAAAGAUCAAUGUAAAUAAGUUAAUCUUAAACUCAGUAUGCACCAGAACUGAGAGAAGAUUGUCUUAGGAGGUGUUAAUGGUUGUCCAGUGUCCAAAAAGCCACCAGAGGCUUACUGCUCUGCACUCUUGGCAUUACAUUCAAUUUUGGAUACCCAGUGUGAGGAAUAGAGAUGAACUGGAGAGCCAGCCUCCAGAAAGAUCUUGUGGUGGAGGAAUGUUAGGGCUCUUUAUCCUAUACAGGAGAAAACUCGUCGACACUUCAAAUAUUGCCGGGUGGAGGAAGAAUGACUUGAUUGUGUGUUGCCCCAAGAGACACACUGAGAUCAAUACCCAUUAUUAAGGCUCUGAGACUGGCUUGGGGCCAGACAUUGGAACCACUGAGAUUAGCAACCUACCCUCAAUCCCCCAGGUCAGGCAGAAGCUGGAAGACUGCCUUGUUAGGAAUGUUGUGAGGGAGAGGAGGCUGAAUCGGUUCCAGUUUUAUCUAAAAGUAGCCAGGAAAGCAGGUUGUGAUGAUGCACACUUACAGUCCCAGCUACUUGGGAAGCUGAGGCGAUAGGGUCACUUGAGCCCAAGAGUUCAGUCCAGGCUGGGUGACAGCAAGACCUUGUCACUUAAAGCCAACCUAAGAGAAGAGCUCAACCUUUUGGGAAAAACAAUAGAAGACAAUUCUGAAAACCAAAUUCUGAAUAUAGGCUAGUAUAGCAAGCAAGCAGGGAUAGCAUAGAGCCAUUUGCUCAACUUCCAGAAAGAGUUACUCUAUUCAUCUCUUUAACAAAUCUUGAAAAGGCCCGGGUGCGGUGGUGGCUCACGCCUGUAAUCCCAGCACUUUGGGAGGCCAAGGCACGUGGAUCACCGGAGGUCAGGAGUUCGAGACCAGCUUGACCAACAAGGUGAAACUCUGUCUCUACUAAAAAUACAAUCAGCCGGGCGUGGUGGCAGGUGCCUAUAGUCCCAGCCACUUGGGAGGCUGAGACAGGAGAAUUGCUUGAACCUGGGAGGCAGAAGUUGCAGUGAGCCAAGAUCAUGCCACUGUACUCCAGCCUGGGCAACGGAGCGAGACUCCGUCUGAAAACACAAAACAAAAAAAAUCUUGAAAGGAUACUAAGUCUGACACAAGGAGAUUAGUCAAUUGGACUCUAACCAGAUAUUCUGUCUACUUCCUUCUCUGCUAUGGGCAACUUAGAGGCAGCAACUACUAUCAGUUUAUCUGUAAUGUGAGAAUUUAUAUUACAUAACAGAUACUGGGGAUAUAGGAUAUGAUGGAUUUUAGUUAAUACAUUUCCUCAUAGAAAAUAAGGAAAUAAGAUAACAGUCUUGUUCCUGUCCUAACAAUUCUGUUAGACUAAUGAUCUCCAGUGAUUGGCGAUUUGACCUGGUUUCUUCCUGGACUAUUUGAAUGGGUGGAUUUGUUGGUGCAUCUCUUGUCUUCUUUCCUUUUCCAUUCUCCUUUAUUUUUGUAUUUACAUACUUGUAUGCAACUUUGUAAUCUGAUUUUCCCAUGUAACAUUUUAAUUUGAUGUAUUGGGUGGUCUGCAUGU
Messenger RNA from Pongo pygmaeus (Bornean orangutan), 3425 nucleotides. RefSeq names its product adenylosuccinate lyase (gene ADSL). Bases 58 to 1638 code for a protein of 526 amino acids. The transcript is spliced from 14 exons. Gene Ontology annotation, biological process: 'de novo' AMP biosynthetic process. Gene Ontology annotation, molecular function: N6-(1,2-dicarboxyethyl)AMP AMP-lyase (fumarate-forming) activity; (S)-2-(5-amino-1-(5-phospho-D-ribosyl)imidazole-4-carboxamido) succinate lyase (fumarate-forming) activity. The record is from RefSeq and is a predicted model, not a curated record. Gene Ontology annotation, cellular component: cytosol. Lineage: Eukaryota; Metazoa; Chordata; Mammalia; Primates; Hominidae.